Solanum tuberosum (potato) is the source of this 1947-nucleotide messenger RNA. RefSeq names its product exocyst complex component EXO70A1. Gene Ontology annotation, biological process: exocytosis. The coding region runs from base 1 to 1947 and encodes 648 amino acids. Gene Ontology annotation, cellular component: exocyst. The record is from RefSeq and is a predicted model, not a curated record. NCBI's taxonomy places the organism in Eukaryota, Viridiplantae, Streptophyta, Magnoliopsida, Solanales, Solanaceae. Gene Ontology annotation, molecular function: phosphatidylinositol-4,5-bisphosphate binding. The transcript has a single exon.
AUGGCGAUUCUUGACAUGUCUAAGAGAGAACCAUCAUCACCAUCGACACCACAGAGAGCCAAGAAGAGCCUAUUCUCUUUCGUGAAAACCACUUCAUCCCUCUCUUCCUUUUCUAGUCAUAUACCUCCUCAGAAACCUUCGUUGACAUUCUCUCGAUCUAUCAUGGAAGAGAAUAUUGAUAACGCGGACACUAUUAUCAAAAAAUGGGAUCAUAAAGAAUCGUCUAACGAAAAAUUCACUUCACUCUUUCAAGAAGACAGAAAAGAAGCCAAAGAAUACAUUCAAUGUGUCAAAGACUUGAAAAAAGCUAUGCAUUUUUUUGUUACACAACAUUCAACUUGUAACAAACUUGUACUUGCACAAAACUUGAUGCAAAAGGCUAUGAAAAGACUAGAAAAUGAAUUUUACCAAAUUUUGUCAACAAAAAAGGAGCAUUUGGAUCCUGAAUCAGUAUCCAAGUCUAGUCAAUCCUCACACAUAUCGAGGUCGAUUUCAGUUGAUUCUUCUGAAUCAACUGACCUCGGAAAUGAGAUUCAGCACACUACUAGUGCUGAAUCCAUUUCCGAGGCUGAACAUCUUUCACUUCUAACAAUGUCUGAUCUCAAAAUGAUCGCGGAUUGUAUGAUUGACUCUGGCUAUGCAAAAGAGUGUUGGAAGAUCUACAGGAUCAUCAGGAAAUCUAUCGUCGAUGAAGGACUCUAUCGUCUUGGAAUUGAAUCGCGUAGCUCAGCUUAUGUUAACGCGAUGAAACCAAAUGUUCUCGAACAUCAAGUCAAGCAUUGGAUUGAUUCAACUAAAAUCGCGGUGAAAACACUCUUCUAUGGAGAGAGGUUUCUUUGUGAUCAUGUUUUUUCAACCUCGAAAACGAUCAAUGAAACAUGUUUUAGUGAUAUAGCCAAAGAAGGAGGAAUCGUUUUGCUUAAAUUUCCUGAGGUCGUUGCAAAGACGAAGAAAUCACAUGAAAAGAUUUUUCUUUUAAUGGAUUUACACGAAACAAUAGCUGAACUAUUGCCAGAGAUCGAAUCAAUCUUCUCGUUUGAUUCGAUCUCAUCUGUCAAAGUUCAAGCUGUUUCGUCAUUAAAUAAACUUAAGAUCUCUGUUCUAAAUAUCAUCUCUGAUUUCGAGCUGUCAAUACAGAGGAAUUCCUUGAAAACACCAGUUCCUGGUGGGGGAAUUCAUCCGUUAACCAACUCUGUUGCGGAAUACUUAGCUUCGUUAGCAAGCUACAAUGGAGUCCUCUCAUAUAUCAUUUCUGACUCUACAUCAACAACGGAAUUUUCUGAAACUUAUUUCGACAGUGCAUUGAUAAGUGAAACGCCCAAAAAUUCAUCAGUCUGUGCUAAAUUGGCUUGGAUUGUACUCGUCCUGCUUUGCAAACUCGAUUGCAAAGCAGAGUUGUACAAUAACAUCGCGUUAUCCUAUCUCUUCUUAGCUAACAAUAUCCAAUUCAUUAUCGAGAGGGUACGUGGAAGUGCCCUCAGGAUCAUAUUGGGAGACGAAUGGAUAUUGAACUUGGAGAGAAAGGUAAAGUUGUAUUCAACAAAAUACGAAAAUGUAGCUUGGAAUAAGGUGUUUAUGUGUUUGCCUCAGAGUUUAGAUCCCUCGAUUUCCUCUGAUAUGAUUAAGGAACACUUCAAACGAUUCAAUGAAUCGUUUGAAGAAACGUAUCAGAGACAGAAAUCUUGGGUUGUACCUGAUAGGACUCUACGAGACGAGAUCAAAGUAUCGAUUGCAAGAAAAUUGGUGCCUUUUUAUAGGGAUUUUUAUGAGUACUAUAUGGUAGUAUUGAGUGGGGAAAAAGAUUUGGAGGUGUUGGUAAGAUUUUCACCUGAUAAUAUUGGGAAUUGUUUGUCUGAUUUAUUUCAUGAAAAUGUUAGGUCAAGGAGUUUAAUAUUGUCAUCAUCAACAUCAUUGCCAAAUUCAUGUGUUUGGCAAUGUAUUUCUUAA